This is a messenger RNA of Oxyura jamaicensis (ruddy duck), 5233 nucleotides long. RefSeq names its product class II major histocompatibility complex transactivator (gene CIITA). Bases 18 to 3665 code for a protein of 1215 amino acids. Gene Ontology annotation, biological process: positive regulation of transcription by RNA polymerase II; positive regulation of MHC class I biosynthetic process; inflammatory response. Lineage: Eukaryota; Metazoa; Chordata; Aves; Anseriformes; Anatidae. Gene Ontology annotation, molecular function: ATP binding; protein binding. The record is from RefSeq and is a predicted model, not a curated record. The transcript has 20 exons.
UAUCCUCAGCUGCAGGUAUGAAUCUUUUUAAGGAGAUCCUGCCUAGAAUAAGGAAGAUUCUUUCAGGUGCUACAGCUUCUGAUGACAAUGCAUUGCUUAACCUCAUGCUGAAAGAACAUGUGAUAUCCAAGGAGUACCAUCAGGCCUUGCUCCAUGAAAAAGACAGAGAGGACCUUGCAAGGAAGAUUUCUCUGACAUUUGUGGAGAAAUGGGACCUGUAUUGGAACACGUUGAUUCACCACUCUUGUUUAAACCUCUGUGGCAGUAGACCUCAAAACAUCACAGAUAAUGAGCCAACAGGAACCAAGCACAUGUCUGACAGCAAGAGACAAAUCAUGGAUUCAACAUUGGUUUGUGAAAAUGGCUAUCUUGAUCUGCUGCACAGUGACAUCGAUCCAGUGCAUCUGUUUACUCUCUUAGACCCUAAGUCAUCUGGAAAUGAAGAGGGUGACUUGUUUGCAGAUUCUGAAAUUGAUGCCAGCAACUAUGAUCAGUUGAAUAGUAUGGAUUUCCUGUGUACAGUGGAAAAUGAUGAAAAUGGAGAUGAACUGUAUCUCUCUUCCAAUGCCAGAGAAGCUUAUGCUAGAAUAGCUGAAUUAGCAGAAUAUGUGCUCAAAGAUCAGCAGGAGAAGCAGGUGGAAGAUACUUUUGCAGGGAGCCUUAUUUUGGAUGAAAUGACUGCUGAAAGCACUGAGAUAUUUACUGAUGUAAAGCUGCAAAAAUGUCACAAAAGAACAUUUUUAGGCUCCGUAGAGAGUUGUGCUGAUGUUUCAGAAACCAAAUACAAGAAAAUUGUGGAUGCCCCUGCAGUGUCUACAAGGAAUGGCAGUUUCUUGGCUAUGCCUCUCAGCAGCUAUCCAGCUAGCUCCACCUCGCUAACUCACCAACACAUGUCCUUUUCUAUUCCUGCUAUCAAUGCAUUUGGAAGAAGUUUUGUAAUUCCUGUUUCAGGAUCUUCAGCACAUUUGAUUCCAGAGUGCCUACCUAUUGGCAUGAAAGACAAACAAGAGAAUGUAGACUUUGUAGAUCUUGCUCAGCAGAAAAAUAAUAUUUUAAUUGGAAAUGGCACAUCAAGUAUUAUAGCAUACCCAGCACUGACUACCUCCACUGAAACAAUGGUUUCCCCAAGUUUUCCAGUUAAUGUAUGUGGCUUAGAAAUGUUCAAAGAAGUCCUAGUUCCUGUAAUUCCCUCUGAAGAACCUUUCAAACGACCAAGGUCAGUGGAAGUUUUCUGUACAGCGCUUAAGGAUUACUUCAGAGACAUAUGCAAAUCUGUGGCCAUGGAGCGUGAAUUGACUCUUGAUCACUUGUUUAUUGACGGUACACUCAUGCAAAGCCAAAUUGAAACCAAGACUGGGAAAAACAGUGUAAAAGCAAUGGAAAAGGAGCUGGUAACUUACAGUCUGCAAUGGAAGGAAAAGGCAUCACUUGAAAGAAGCCAAAUAUUUCAAAUCCCAGGAGGUAAAGAUUUAGAGACUAAAGUGAUUGUGGUGCUGGGAAAAGCAGGAAUGGGCAAAAGCAUUCUUGUACAGAAGAUCUGCCAGGACUGGUCCAAUGGAGAGUUUUCUCAGUUUGAAUUUCUCUUUUGGUUUGACUGCAAACAAAUAAGCUUGCCUGAGAAGUGUUACAGCUUGAAGGAUCUGCUUCUUGAUUUUUUUGUAAAACCUCAAGAGGGAAGCAAAGAGAUCUUUGAGUACAUAUUGCAAAAUCCUGCUAAAGUCCUUCUGGUUUUUGAUGGUUUUGAAGGGUUGCAUGACCAUGAGAAUUUUCCUCGUUGCUCAAACAGACAGCCUGACAAAGACUUGUACAGUAUAAAGGAGCUGCUUUCAGGAUUUAUCCAAAAAAAGAUACUCAAUGGCUGUACUUUAUUACUUACAGCAAGACCAAAAGACAAGGUGAACCAGUAUGUGUCCAAAGUGGAAAAGACUAUUGAAAUAGUAGGAUUUUCUCCUCAGCAGAGAGAAUUGUACAUAACCAAAUACUUUGAAGGAUUACCCUACUGUGAUAAUGCACUGAAAUUAAUCAAAGAGAGUGAGUACCUGUUCAGUCAUUGUUACAGCCCUGUUAUGUGUAGAUUUGUUUGUUUUCUCUGUGAGACUGUACUUGAAAUGGGAGACAAAGGCCUUCCUUCAACUCUUACUACACUUUUCCUGAAAUUUGUUCAGCAAAAGAUAACACCUAUGCAAACAGAUGUUACAGCUGUGCAAAAUCAAAAGAGCCUUGCUACACUAGCCCGUAUAGCCUGGUAUCUUGGAGAAAAGCAUCAAAGUACCAUGAAAAGUGAUCUUCUUCCUUCUAAGGAAGUUAAAGAAUUUGCUCUGAAAUAUGGAUUUUUCCUUCCAUUUGCAUUCCCCAAACAUUCAGAUACUGAGGAGGAGGAAUUUGGGACCACAUUCUCCGAUUUUGUCAUUCAGAAUUUCUUGGGUGCGCUUCACCUUAUAUUAGCAGAAGACGUGAAGGAUAAAAGUCUAACAAAGUACCUGUCUUUUCCAUCCAAGAAGAAAAAGCCUUAUAAUUGGUUAGAUUUAAUGCCUCGAUUUUUAGCUGGAUUGUUGUUCCUCCAGGAUGAUGCCUACUUCUGCUCCCUUUCUAAUAAGGAAAUAAUACAAUCAACCAAGAAGCAGAAAACGCUGCUGAAAUAUAUUAGAAGGUUGCAGAUAAAUGACCUCUGUCCAGAGAGGUUACUUGAGCUUUUACACUGCAUAUAUGAAACACAAUACAAUUAUCUUUUGCAGCAUGUGACCUUAAGGCUCAAGCCAGACCUGUCUUUUCAGGGCAUUGUUAUUACACCACCAGAUGUUCACGUACUGUACUCUACUUUAAAAAGGUCAAGAAAAGAGUUUUCCUUGGAUUUACAAAACAGCAGCAUUGACAUGCAAGGGCUAAAAGACUUGGUUGGCCUGAAGAAUGUGGCAUCAUUCAGGGCCUCCCUUGGUGAUACAAUCAAGCUAUGGAAAUACUUAGAACAGACAAAAGACUAUGAACUGCUGAAACUAUCAACAGAAAAAUUUGUUCUCGAUCCCUUUAAGGCAAAGACAAUGAAGGACGUCAGUGACCUUUCAGACCUUGUAGAAAUGCAGGAGAUGAUCAACUGCACGCAAGAUGCCUCUGGUUGCAGCAGCUAUGAAAUUCCUGCCAUAAAGAACCUGAGAAAAAUAGAAUUUGCUCUAGGUCCAGCAUAUGGCCUUCAGGGAUUUCUAAAACUCGUGGAAAUUCUGCCGUCAUUUCUAUCACUUCAGCAUUUAGACCUUGAUGCUCUGAGUGAAAAUGGCAUAGGAGAUGAAGGAGCAAAGAGUCUAUCUGAAGUCUUUCCAACACUGAGAUCACUGGAAAUAUUGAACUUAUCACAGAAUAAGAUAACAGAUGUGGGUGCAGAGAAACUAGCUACAGCUCUUCCUUUGUUAUCUUCAUUAACAACACUAAGCUUGUACAAUAAUAACAUUUGUGAUUUUGGAGCAGAAAAUCUUGCAAAAGUUCUUCCUGUGAUGGCAUCUUUAAGAGUGCUAGAUGUUCAGUAUAACAAAAUAACUGGUGUUGGAGCCCAACAGCUGACUGACAGCCUACGAAAAUGCCCCCAUAUAAAAAACUUGCUGAUGUGGAAUCCUACAAUUCCCUAUGGAGUUCUUGAACACCUUCAGCAGCUGGACUCGAGGAUCAGCAUGUAGAUUCAGUUGUAUCCCAUAAAGGUAACAAAAAUGGAAGAUCUCCUCUGUGUUUUCCCAUCUUCUUGCUGUUUUAUGAAUCUGGAAGUAAAUGCUGGUUUUCAUAAUAGUGGCAAAAUGAAAAAUGUCCCAUUUAAGCUUUUGGGUGAUGCUUGAAGUGAGUGAAUGAUGGAGUUCAAGUUUUUAAAAGGUUAUUUUAUAUGCUUUUUAAAAACCCGGUUGUGCUUCCAUUGAAGUGAUGAAGUUAAGUAACAUCAAGUUUCACAGAAGAAAAGGACAUCUGGAUAUUGCUCACCAUUAAAGUUGAACAGGAGUCACCAGCUUAUGGGUGGUAUAAAAUUCCAUCAUCACUUCAUUGAAGUGUACGCUGCAAGCUGCUGUACGUGCAACAUCUGAAGUAGCAACAGAUCAAAUCUAAUUGUUUCAUGGUGCCAAUGAUAACUGCAAUUAAGUUCUCUUUGAUUUCAGGCUACCAAAGCUCCAUGUUACAGUUUUCACCUGCAAAUCUGGAUUAAAUUGAAGUAUUAGGGUCUGAAGCAUAAGUAAGAAUGACCAGUCUGAAAUUGUAAUAUAAUCAUUGCGAAUCUAGAAGUGGCUCAUUUCUUGAUGCUAAUUGCAAUGCUGUCUUAAGAAAGGUAUUUUUAAUCAAAUAACUGUCUUGUUACAGAUUUCUUCAAAAAGAUUAGGGAAAAAAAAGAAUAUAAUUGAAUUUAAACUGGAAAAGUAUCGAGGAUUUUUUGAUGAUAUAGCAGAAAUCCAAAUAUAUAUCUGCACAAAAAUCCUAAGUUUUCUAUUCUGUCACAAAUGAGAACUUUAAAAGCUUUUUUUAAAUUUUAAGGAGUGAAAGAAUUUCCCUUAGUGCGAGCUAUUAAGAGAUUCUAUGUUGUAUAGUAUGUCAUCUAAAGUAUAUAUGCAUGAAACUUUGAGGAACUGAAAACAGAAGUUGAACUUCUGAAACAAACUUUUCUCAUUCAUAUACAUCAACUGAGAUUCAGUCUCUAACCUACAGGUGACAAGUAAAUAAAUGUACAUGCAUCUAUUUUAUACUUGAAAGAGAUAUCACUACUUUGUGUUGGUUUUGUGCCCUGCUUUUACAGAGUUUGAAGAAUUAGGCAAUGAUAGGAAGUAGCAUAUUUCAAAGUGCUAACGUAUCCAUUCUGCAGGCAUCAGUGUUAUGUGGGCUGUACACCAGCCCUGCUGACUGCAAUAGCAAAACAAUUGUUUCCUCUUUUUUUUUUUUUUUUUCCUUCCUUCUUUUCUUGUACUUCAGCUCUGUGAGCAUGAAGAGAAUAUAUAAUUGUGCAGAGGCAUUUGUCAGGACUUUCACUCUGGUUCCAUGUCCAGAUGCAGCCUGGAGACAGGAAAACAGUUGGAUGGUAAAAGCUAGAAGUAUUCAAUAUGCUACAGAUAAGGAAGGGAGGCUUCUGUACUUCAUUUGGCUAGCUCAUCGUUAGCUCAACAACAUCCUUGAAGUAUCUUUUGCUAGGAAGCCACUGACAAUGCUGACCAAGGACCAUUGCAAAUGAAAAUCUCUCAACUAACCUUCAAAAUCCUGUGAUGUGGUUCAAAAA